Messenger RNA from Myxocyprinus asiaticus (Chinese sucker), 3573 nucleotides. Its product is annotated as dual specificity mitogen-activated protein kinase kinase 5-like. Gene Ontology annotation, biological process: MAPK cascade; protein phosphorylation. The coding region runs from base 473 to 1822 and encodes 449 amino acids. Gene Ontology annotation, molecular function: MAP kinase kinase activity; protein binding; ATP binding. The record is from RefSeq and is a predicted model, not a curated record. NCBI's taxonomy places the organism in Eukaryota, Metazoa, Chordata, Actinopteri, Cypriniformes, Catostomidae. The transcript has 22 exons.
AGGUUAAUUCAAUAAAAUUGCUUUUUAAUUUUCUGGAUAAUCAGCGAAGCCAAACAGUAUUUCCUUCCAAGAACAGACACUCAUAACAAGAAGCAGCUGCUUUUUCUGCGAGGCUUUUAUACGCGACACGUGAACACUCAGUUUCCGGGUGAAUGUCGGUACACUUCCGCUAAACUUCCUCUAAUUUACUUUCAUUGUUGACAGUCAGUUAACUGCUGAAAAUACCUUUGUCAAACCCACAGUUAACAGGCAGAUAAUCCGUUUUCAGUGCAUAUUGAAUGACAUGUCGCUCAUUUAUUAGACGGAGUACUCUCCGCCUCAGUUUUAUGGUAAAUACUGUCAUGUUUUCUUCACUGUUAGUGAGCUAAAACAGAGAUUGGCUAAAAGCAGCUAGUCGCCUAGCCUGCAGAACAGCUGCUGUUUGUGAAUCUUCACUGGAAGCCAAGAUUAUGAUGGUCUCUGUGCUCUUGUUAUGCUUUUACUUGUUUUGAAUCACCUGUGCAGCAUGGAGUCUGAAGGAAUAGUCAUCCGGAUCAAGACACCUGUGGGGGACAUGGACUCAUUAGUGGAUUGUCCAUCACAUCUGAACUUCAAUGAUUUGCUGGCCGCGAUCAGAGAUGUCAUGCCUGAAGCCACAGUCACUGCUUUUGAAUAUGAGGAUGAAGUUGGGGACCGAAUCACAGUUCGCAGUGAUGAGGAACUCAAAGCCAUGCUGUCGUAUUACUGCAAUACAGUGAUGGAGCAACGCAUCAAUGGACUGUUACCUGAGCCAUUAAAGAUAUUUCCACGAGCCGGCAAGACCCCAGGGAUCCGGAACAUACACGGCCUGAAGGUGAACACACGGCCUGAAUCCUCGAGUGGCCGAAGCUCCUCUGAGGCUGAUUCCCUGUCUAAUGAUAAUUUAAAGAAGUCUUCGGCUGAGCUUAAGAAGAUUUUGACAAAUGGACAGAUAAAUGAACAUGACCUCCAGUUCCAGGAGCAACUUGGCCAUGGAAAUGGAGGAACAGUGUACAAAGCAUACCACCUGCUUGGGAAGAGAGUUCUAGCAGUGAAGGUUAUUCCUCUUGACAUCACGGUGGAGCUGCAGAAGCAAAUAAUGUCGGAGCUUGAGAUCCUUUAUAAGUGUGAUUCACCGUACAUCAUAAUGUUCUACAGUGCAUUCUUUGUGGAGAAUAGAAUAUCUAUAUGCACUGAGUUUAUGGAUGGUGGCUCUCUGGAUGUCUACUGGAGAAUUCCAGAGCAUGUCUUGGGCAGGAUUGCUGUAGCGGUGGUUAAAGGAUUAACUUACCUGUGGAGUCUGAAGAUUUUGCACAGAGAUGUGAAACCCUCCAACAUGCUGGUCAAUACUCGGGGUCAGGUCAAAUUGUGUGACUUUGGAGUCAGCACACAGCUGGUGAACUCCAUUGCUAAGACAUAUGUUGGAACCAAUGCAUACAUGGCGCCAGAGCGAAUAUCAGGGGAGCAGUAUGGUAUUCAUUCAGAUGUUUGGAGUGUAGGGAUCUCUUUCAUGGAGUUGGCGCUGGGCUCUUUUCCAUAUCCACAGAUUCAAAAGAACCAGGGCUCCUUAAUGCCUCUUCAGUUAUUGCAGUGCAUUGUUGAUGAGAACCCUCCCGAGCUUCCAGUUGGUCAGUUCAGUGAGAAAUUUGUCCACUUCAUUACACAAUGUAUGAGGAAGCAACCCAAAGAAAGACCUGCUCCUUACAACCUUAUGGACCACCCCUUCAUCGUGCAAUAUAAUGAUGGCAACACAGAGGUCGUGUCUAUGUGGGUGUGCCGCAGCCUAGAGGACCGCAAAGCCCAGCAAGCACAGAGGCUCAUGUGAAGAACAUUGGAAAAGGACAGAAUUAUGGAGUUGAUGUCCAAAUAUCCUCUCACUUUACUCUUCUAAUCACCCCAGAGACCUUGAGUUGUAAUGGUGCACGGUGAGAGAACCGCAAUGAGUCUUGUGCAGAUUAUGCUAGCAUUUUGCCUUAGGCCUGCAAAUGAGGAUUUUUAACCGUGGUGGGUAAAUAUUGGUUUGCAUAAGCCCAAAUCAUCUGGAUUUUAUUUUCACUUGUGUAGAUUCCAAAGUAAAUGUUUUAACAGAAGAUCCUGACAGGGGGCUGUUCCUUGCUCAACUCGAAUUUGAAUUUGAGUGAAAAUAAUGGAAUCUUUCUCUUUAUGUUCUUAAAGCAACAGUCUGUUUUUACCAAAACAUCAUGGCUGCAUCAUAAAUCAUCUCAAGUUCAGUAAAACAUUUCAGUUUGAAAACGUAUGGGGGUGUGUCAAGCUUUGCUCCCUGCUCCAGUGCGAGCGCAAGUCAUGUGGCUGUUGUUUUAAAAAGACACUUUUUUUUGUUGAGUUUCACAAAUGGCCUGACAGUUGUAGCAAUACCCCAUUGAAGCUAGAAAAAUGUGAUGAUGCCUUAUUAUGGUGAAAGGCAGUGGAUGGCAGCUUGUGCAGGAGUAUGAUGCAAAGGGCUUUUAGGUAUUCUAGUAGCAGCAGCCUGAAAUACUACAUGGGAACCCAAUGGGUUUCGUUCAUGCCCUGACCAUUUACAGCAUAACCCCACUUAUAAGCUUGACUUGAUGUUUAUUUCAGAUAGGUAAAGCAAAUCAUACGAGUCGUUUCCUAAAUGAUUUGGAAAGUAUUUCAGUUGACUCUGUCCUUACCACAGCUUUGUGACGUACAGACGUACAACUGAAUUUUCUUGGUAGAUCACAUUAGUAUAGUGCUUAGACAAAAUAAAUUCUUCCAUGCUGCAGUUUCAUGUGGCUCAUUCCCCCAUAUGGAUAACAAUAACACAAAAUUAGUGCAAGUAAGAUGCAUUCUACAAAGACAAAAAUGAUAAGACAAUGACACAACAGUCACAUAACUGUAUGCAGUGUAACAGGUCAGUCUAAAUUAACUGACCAGCUGUUCUGGGUUGACCGGAGCCAGUCAGCACACUUCCUGUGAUACUCUUUCUUUCAUGCACUGCAGGAGAGAGCAUCAGCCUACAUAGACCCACUUUGACAGCUGUUGGCAAAUAUGGUCCUUACAUUAGCCACACUUUGUCAUCACAUUUGCCUUCUCUUCUGAUAAUGUUUACUACUUUGAGAACCAUUGGUAUGAGUGUUCCUCAAUGGAUGAUGAUUUUAUUCAAGUGCUUUAUAUUUUUAUCAAGAUAUUAAUGGGGUUCUUCAGUGCCUGUCUAUUGAAAAAAGAUCUCAGAAAUAUUAUACCAGUGGAGAAGACUGCUAUCAAAACAAUGGAAUUAGGUCAUUUUAUAUGAUGAUGUGUAUAGUGCUGAUUGAGAUUUAUACUUGUAUAUUUCAGAAAAUGUAAUUGUCACAUACAGUACCAAAGCCAAAUACAUUAUGUUGCUGUUGUUUUGUAUCAUAAGUUAUAUUAUUUGUUACAGUGUUAUUUUGCAAUUGUUUUUUUUAAUAUGUACAACUGUCACAAAUGUAUUUCUCAAAAAUUGUAAUCUGACAAUUGUCCAAAACCAGAGUAGGUUGGCCAAGGUAUACAGCAGAUCUGUGAGAAACAAAAACAACGUGAUUUCCCGAUGCAGUUGAGGUGAGGAUUGCUAAAUAAAACUUUUCAGAAUUC